UGAUCACCGAGCCCAGAUUUUUGAGGCUGUGCCGCUGCCAGCCUUGAAGCUUGUUCUCGCUUUCUUCCUCUCCUUCGCCUCCUGGCACUUCCCAUCACCAACUCAUUCCACCAACACCUGGAAGGCCGUACCCAUCUUCGGCACACAAUCGCGAUCAUUUCUUGUCGUUAACUCAUCUCCGGCAGUUGAUUUACCGGAUUCACGACAACAGCCUAAUUUUUCCCCGACCACUUCCCUUCGUUUUCCCGACCCAGUCGCGUUCCCUUCCGGCAGUAAAAUCGCCCAACAUGUCUGGCGAAGAGGAUCUUAUCGACUACUCUGAUGACGAGCUCAACAACGAGACCGCCGCCCCCACCUCCAACGGAAAGAAGGGAGAUGCUGCGGCCGCUACACAGAACGUCGACAAGAAGGGCUCCUAUGUCGGCAUUCACUCGACUGGUUUCCGCGACUUCCUCUUGAAGCCUGAGCUCCUUCGCGCCAUCGCCGACUGCGGCUUCGAGCAUCCGUCGGAGGUUCAGCAGACAUGCAUUCCCCAGGCAAUGCUCGGCGGCGAUAUUAUUUGCCAGGCGAAGUCUGGUCUCGGCAAGACCGCCGUCUUCGUUCUCACCACCCUUCAGCAAGUCGAGCCGGUCGCCGGAGAGUGUUCGGUCCUGGUCAUGUGCCACACCCGUGAACUGGCAUUCCAAAUUCGCAACGAGUACAACCGGUUCAGCAAGUACAUGCCCGAUAUCAAGACUGGCGUGUUCUACGGCGGUACUCCCAUCCAAAAGGACGAGGAGAUCUUGAAGAACAAGGAGACGCACCCUCACAUCAUUGUCGGCACACCUGGUCGUCUCAACGCCCUCGUUCGUGACAAGCAUCUGCGCCUGGGCAACGUCCGCAUGUUUGUCCUGGACGAGUGCGACAAGAUGCUUGAUCAGAUUGAUAUGCGCCGCGAUGUCCAGGAGAUCUUCCGGGCCACCCCGCAGCAAAAGCAGGUCAUGAUGUUCUCCGCUACGCUCUCUGACGAGAUCAAGCCGAUCUGCCGGAAGUUCAUGCAGAAUCCGACGGAGCACUACGUCGACGAAGACACCAAGUUGACGCUCCACGGUCUUCAGCAGUACUACGUCGCUCUCCAGGAGAGGGAGAAGAACCGUAAGCUGAACGAGCUGCUUGACGAUCUCCAGUUCAACCAGGUCAUCAUCUUCGUCAAGAGCACUCUUCGUGCCACCGAGCUUGACAAGCUUUUGCGCGAGUGCAACUUCCCGUCGAUUGCUGUCCACUCUGGCAUCAGCCAGGAGGAGCGCAUCCGUCGGUACAAGGAGUUCAAGGAGUUCAACAAGCGCAUCUGCGUGGCUACGGAUGUCUUCGGCCGUGGUAUCGACAUUGAGCGGAUCAACCUCGCCAUCAACUACGACAUGCCCGCGGAUGCCGACUCGUACCUGCACCGCGUCGGUCGUGCCGGCCGUUUCGGUACCAAGGGUCUUGCCAUUUCGUUUGUCAGCAGCGACCAGGACAAGGAGGUGCUGCAACAAAUCGAGAAGCGCUUCGAGGUCGCUCUUCCCGAAUUCCCCAAGGAGGGCAUCGAUGCUUCUACAUACAUGGCUUCUUAGGCCAACAUAGCUGUCGAGGUUUAGCUUUGCUCUUGUGGCCGCCUUGGUUGGUCGGCAGCCGUGUUUCGCUCAAGUGGUCAGGCGUGGGCGCGAUGGGCAAAAUUCGGAAGAACGAAAAACAAAU
Molecule: messenger RNA, 1716 nt
Organism: Thermothelomyces thermophilus ATCC 42464
Lineage: Eukaryota; Fungi; Ascomycota; Sordariomycetes; Sordariales; Chaetomiaceae
Exons: 5
Coding region: 288-1592 (434 amino acids)
Biological process (GO): mRNA export from nucleus; mRNA splicing, via spliceosome
Molecular function (GO): RNA helicase activity; RNA binding; ATP binding
Source: RefSeq, a predicted model, not a curated record